Molecule: messenger RNA, 2313 nt
Organism: Acipenser ruthenus (sterlet)
Lineage: Eukaryota; Metazoa; Chordata; Actinopteri; Acipenseriformes; Acipenseridae
Exons: 2
Coding region: 516-1163 (215 amino acids)
Cellular component (GO): cytoplasm
Molecular function (GO): NAD+ poly-ADP-ribosyltransferase activity
Source: RefSeq, a predicted model, not a curated record
UGCUGGUUAAGAGAACUAUUGGUCUUUAAGAGUAAGCACGUUCUUGUGACAAGUAGGGGGGCAGAAUACUGGUUUAAUAUUUCUCGUUUUGUUAAAUGAUGAAAACUGCAUCCGAGCUGGAAAAUAAGUAAAAUGCCACACAGCUGUCCAGACAGCCCCUCUCCCACCCCGCUUGGUAUUUUACAUGAAGCAAUUCACUGUUCAUUUGUGAAUUUGUGUCACCUAUAAAACAGUUUUUUUUUUGUAUAUAUUAAAUACUUGUGUAAUACUAUACGAGUACAAAGCUGCUCUGUGACUUUCAGAGAAGAGUUUUCAAAUAGAAAUAAAAACAACGCCGAAAUGUUUUCCAAGUGCGCAGCUGUUUAAAAACUCUUUUACAGUAAUAUAAAGAUGUGACGUAUGGAGCGCAGAAUCGAAAGUGAAAGAAUGAACAUACUGUACGCUUCAGUGAAAACGAGAGGAGACGGACGUGUUCCAUCAGCAAGCGGGUUUGAAUCCAAGAAAACAUUUUGAAAAUGUCCAUCACAUUCUCUGGUUGGGAAGCCUGGACGGAGAGAACACAUUUAAGCUCGGGUUCAAAGCCUGAAAGAGGUGGACGCUACACAAUGUACCACGGGACCCACAUCAGCAUCGCUAAGAACAUCAUUAAAGGGGGGUUUCAAAGGUCGAAGGGCGGGCUCUUAGGAGCCGGGGUAUACGUGAGUCGCAACAUCGACAAAGCAAAGUGUUAUCCUCUUAACGUCGAGAAAAAACAGCGAGUCGUCUUGAAGCUCAAAGUCCAAGUUGGCAAAGUGAAGAAAAUCGACUGCGAUAACCAUCCGCUACAGAAAACCUGGAGCCAAAACGGCUACGACACGGCGUGGGUGCCGCCCCAUUGUAACAUAGCCUCGAUCAAAUCGGGCAGGGAGGAGGACUGUGUCUGGGACCCGAAGAGAAUCGCCGUUGUGGGCAUCGCCUACUGCCUGAACGACGUCGCCAAACGAGAGCUCCUUCAACUGAUUGAUAGACAAGCGACGGGCGCCGGGAGCGACGCGCAGGCGCCUCACAAGCCCAACUGCACAGUCUGUGGCAAGGAGGACGUCACACCGCACCCCCUUCAAGCAUGCUGGAAAUGCAGCGAGACGAUCUGUCCAUUUCAGGAUAGCCACAAAUGCAGAAAUUAACAAAGCUAACAGUGACAGAAAUGAGCCGGCCAAAAAACAAAACAAAACAGAAAAAAACAACACUGUAUAUAUUUAACUGCUUCCUCUGCUGUAGGUCAGUUUCACUCUAGUAGUCUAGAUGCAAUCAUGUACAAUCUUGGGAAUGAGAAAAUACUCCUCUCAUCUCUGUGAUAGAAGGCAGUAGCUUAUGACCUACAGCACAGGAUGUGAUUAGGUAACAGGGGAGAGUGAUAUAUAGGGGAGCCAUUCUACUUGUGAGAUCUCUGGCUCAUUAAAAUAUUUAGCACAUUUUUAAAGAGGAAACGAUUAUCAAUUCAGGGAUACCAAUACCUGUAGUAAGUUAAGGGUCUGAGUGAGGAAACAUGGGCAAUACGCUCCCCAGCCCUGGUCUUGCUCCAAAUCAUUGGUUGUUUCCAUAAUUUGUGCCGGUGUGUAUCUCUUCUAAAGAAGAGUUCCAGCAGUAUUUUCAUCAGAUUGAAAUCGGUGUAAGGGUUAUUAACGGUCAUGUAUAACGGGUUUGAUUACAGAAAACUCGAAUAUAUUUGUGUGGUCCUUUCCUAAAUGUAUACCUUUGUUAAUUGAAUCGCAGCUUAAUCCUUUUAGCAAACAUGGGUAAUAAGGUAUUCUGUUUUCAAUCAUUCAAAGGUCUCAGGGCAUGUGAACACUCAUUUACAAGCACUGCACCUGCUGUAUGGUUCACAGCAUAUCCACAGGUUGUUACAGCAACCCUCGUUGAGAGAAGACUGUGUCUAGAUUUGGAGAAUGUAAACAAAGUGGACAGUCAACAAAAGUCUAGUCAUGUCUGUGUAGCUCAGGGAAGUUGGACUGUCAACACUGCCUUAUGAUUUUUCACUGCAUAAACUGUAACCCAUCUGCCAAAAGACACUGCCAAAUACAUAAUCUACAAAAGUACUGCCGAUACAUAGCUAUGCACGGGACACAAUAUACGAAGCACCUGUGAUAUGUAGCACACACUUGUGUCAAUGGGCCGUCUUUUUAAAUUACUGAUCCGUCUGGCUAAUCCUCAAUGGUUAUUUAGGCAGGUGAUUGCACCUCUAAAACUGAAUUGCAAAAUAUGGGAAAGUGUUUAUGUUAAAUCUCUGUUUUAAAAAGUGUUGUAUUAAAAAUGACUGCAUCCAAUUGACUGUAA